Messenger RNA from Nanorana parkeri, 813 nucleotides. RefSeq names its product cornichon family AMPA receptor auxiliary protein 1 (gene CNIH1). The coding region runs from base 129 to 611 and encodes 160 amino acids. The transcript is spliced from 6 exons. Gene Ontology annotation, biological process: vesicle-mediated transport. NCBI's taxonomy places the organism in Eukaryota, Metazoa, Chordata, Amphibia, Anura, Dicroglossidae. The record is from RefSeq and is a predicted model, not a curated record.
CCUGGCGCCGUGUUGGAAGAGGCGACGUGCGCGCCCCCGAGUCCCCUUAGGCCGAGCGGCGGCCGGUGAAUGAUUUUUCCCAGCAGCCCCUGCGCCGGCUGCCUCCUCCUGCGCUCCCCGGACUGAACAUGGCGUUCACGUUCGCGGCCUUUUGUUAUAUGCUGGCUCUGCUUCUCACCGCGGCGCUCAUCUUCUUCGCCAUCUGGCAUAUAAUUGCAUUCGAUGAACUGAAAACAGACUACAAAAAUCCUAUAGACCAGUGUAACACGCUGAAUCCAUCAUUUGAAAAGCUGAAAAAGAUUAAAAGAGUGAAAAUUGCACUCAAGCUUGUGCUUCCAGAGUAUCUCAUCCAUGCGUUCUUCUGUGUCAUGUUUCUAUGUGCUGCGGAAUGGCUCACUCUCAGUUUAAACAUGCCGCUGCUGGCAUACCACAUUUGGAGGUAUAUGAGCAGACCGGUGAUGAGCGGGCCCGGCCUGUAUGAUCCCACCACUAUUAUGAAUGCAGAUAUUCUGGCAUACUGUCAAAAGGAAGGAUGGUGCAAACUAGCUUUUUACCUGCUCUCAUUUUUCUACUAUCUUUAUGGCAUGAUUUACGUUCUGGUGAGCUCAUAAGGCGGCGGAAGAAGUUGGCUCAAGCUAUUUGCAUGCAAACUAUAAACACUAUAGGCAUUUGAUCCGACAAGAUCCUACCACAAUGUCCAACGAGGUCCCUGGAAGACAAGUACUUGAGAGGGAAACACGACUUCCUAGUUUUUAACAGAUCCAGUUUUGUGACGAUGGGAAGUCUUUUUUGUUUUAUGAAGACUGGGAAAUU